This is a messenger RNA of Didymodactylos carnosus, 561 nucleotides long. Lineage: Eukaryota; Metazoa; Rotifera; Eurotatoria; Philodinida; Philodinidae. The record is from the annotation of a GenBank genome assembly.
AUGUUAGCUAAUAAUCCAUACCAUGUUGAAAUGAAUGAAGAAGAAGACGAAGAAGAUACUAUUCUUGAAACAUGUUCACCUCCUCAAUUAUUGAAACAUUUUUUUAAAUUACAAAAUCAACGUUGUCAGACAUAUAAACAGUUGAAUAAUGGUCAAAACUUUUUCAUUCAAACAAAUGAUUUCAGAUGGUUUCGAUCAUUACUUCUUGAUAUUACAACGAUAUUUAAUCGUAUAUCGAGUGAAAUAAUCGAUAUUCGUAAAUUAUUUGAAAAAGAAAAUCAUUAUACUUCUAUUGUCAAACAUAUGGAACAGAUACAAGAUUAUGAGAAAGAUAAAUUACAAUUAACAAAUGAAUUAUUUUUAUGUCGAAAAGAAUAUGAAGAUAGUAAAAAGGCAACAGCUGAUAAUAAAAUUGUCGAUUAUGAUGAAGAAAUGAGGCAAACCGAUAUAAUAGAUAAGAAAAAGUCACAAUUAGCAAAAUUAAUUGAAAAUAUAAAUGAUACACUUGAAGAAUUGAAAUAUGAAUACAGUGAACUUGUUGAAAAUAAACAAAUCGACUAA